GUGAAUAUGUGAUUAUCGAUCGCAAUACGGCUAGAAUAAUUAGUCAAAUAUUGGGAUUCCUUUCAUUUCAGCAAACAAUGGAUGAGGAUGACCCACCCAUCCUCUACCACCAGCGAUGACUUCAAAGAGGAAUGUGGCCACCUUCAACGGCAAUCUCUGUGUCGUUUCUUGCUUAAAAGAUCCCAAGCGAUUGGGGUUUCCCUUGGCCAGUCAAUGUGCGUUAUUCCUUGUAACGCUAGCUUUAUUUCCUUCUCAAGCUUAGCGAAGCGAACCAGCCCGCGUCUUCAAAUAUUUCUCUCAUCUUCUGCUUCUCUCUUCUCUAUGGCUAUUGAUUUUUUCGCCGGUACAAAUACUUGGAUUGUAAAAUGUGUCUAAGCUAAAUUCUUCACCGUCCGAUGAUCUUACUUUUUUUAAUUUACUCGAUCAAACUAACUAACUAAUUAACUAACAUUACCACCACCUCCGUCUCCAUAUCCGACGAUGGGCCUUUGCUGUAGCAAAAACGUAUCCGCAGUCAAAAAUGAUGGAAUCACACCCGCCACCCACUUUAAACCGCCGUCGUCUUCACCUCCAACUGAACGUCCGGUGGAGACACCGUCUUCCACUGAUUGUAACCCAUUCGCGGCUAGCCCAUUCCAAAGUCCUCUUCCGGCUGGAGUUCCGCCGUCUCCUUCCGAGGCGGGUACUCCAGGAAGAAAGUUCAGGUGGCCUUUGCCGCCUCCGUCUCCGGCUAAGCCGAUCAUGGCGAUUAUGAGGCGGCGAGGGCAGACUAAGCCGCCCAAGGAGGUGCCAAUACCAGAGGAUGGAGAGGGAGGUGAGGGCGAGAGGCAGCUGGAUAAGAGUUUUGGCUACGCGAAUAAUUUUCCGGCCAAGUUCGAGUUGGGGAGGGAGGUUGGGCGAGGGCAUUUUGGUUACACUUGCUGGGCUAUGGGAAAGAGAGGGGAGCUCAGGGGACAGCCAGUCGCCGUCAAGAUCAUUUCCAAAGCCAAGAUGACAACAGCAAUAUCCAUUGAAGAUGUUCGUCGGGAGAUAAAAAUAAUGAAAGCUCUAUCGGGGCAUAAGCAUAUGAUCAAAUUUCAUGAUGCUUUUGAGGAUGCCAAUAAUGUCUACAUGGUCAUGGAAUUGUGCGAAGGUGGAGAACUACUAGACAGAAUUUUAUCAAGAGGUGGAAGAUACACAGAGGAAGAUGCUAAAUCUAUUGUUGUGCAAAUCCUAAGUGUAGUUGCCUUUUGUCAUCUUCAAGGUGUUGUGCACCGGGAUCUUAAGCCUGAGAAUUUCCUUUUUACCACAAGAGAUGACGAUGCUCCCAUGAAGAUUAUUGAUUUUGGGUUAUCAGAUUUUAUUAGGCCAGAUCAACGUCUCAAUGAUAUUGUUGGCAGUGCAUAUUAUGUUGCACCAGAAGUGCUCCAUAGAUCAUACAGUGUUGAAGCUGAUAUGUGGAGUAUUGGUGUCAUAACAUAUAUAUUGUUAUGUGGAAGUAGACCUUUUUGGGCUCAGACUGAAUCAGGAAUUUUUCAUUCUGUGUUAAGAGCUGAUCCUAAUUUUGAUGACUCACCUUGGCCUGUGGUAUCGGCAGAAGCUAAAGCUUUUGUGAAAAGGCUUCUGAGCAAGGACCACAGGAAGAGAAUGACUGCUGCCCAAGCUUUGACUCACCCAUGGUUGCGAGAUGAAAAUCGACCUGUGCCUUUGGAUAUUUUGAUAUACAAGUCGGUUAAGUCAUAUGUUCGUGCCACACCAUUGAAGCGUGCAAAGAUCAAGGCUCUUUCAAAAGCUAUUCCAGAAGAUGAGUUUUUCUAUCUCAAGGCUCAAUUUAGUCUUUUGGAACCAAAAGAUGGAUUUCUUUCUCUUAAUAGUUUUAAAGCGGUGUUAACGAGACAUUUUACUGAUGCCAUGAAGGAGUCAAGGGUUAUUGACAUUUUCAAUGUGAUGGAACCGCUCUCCUAUGAAAAAAUGGGGUUUGAGGAGUUCUGUGCUGCUUCAAUAAAUACAUAUCAACUUGAGGUCCUUGAAGACUGGGAAGAUAUUGCACAUACAGCGUUUGAGUACUUUGAAGAAGAAGGAAACCGGGUCAUUUCAGUGCAGGAAUUGGCUCUGGAAAUGAAUUUGGGCCCUACAGCCCAUUCUUUAGUCAAUGAUUGGAUUAGAAGUUCUGAUGGAAAAUUGAGCUUCCUUGGAUAUAUCAAAUUUUUACAUGGUGUGACUCUUCGUAGUUGUAAUACAAGACAACGAUAGCAUAGUCAGAGAUACAGAAUAGUGGACAAUAUCUUUUUAUUUUUUGGGUUAAUGUUACAAUUUUUUUCCCUUCCAAAAUCUGAUUAGCAGUGUAAAAUGGAAGGUCUAGACGGUAUACAUUGUUGAGAGUCUGAUAUUCACCUCAAUAUGUUGACUUUUUAUGUUAAUAUGUCAGCUUGAUCAUUGAACACAUGUGAAAGAAGAUCACCAUAACCUUAUUUGUAAAGAUGAAUGUGUAUACUUUACAUGUUCAAAUCUUCAAUACAAAAUGCAAGUUAGAUUCUUGAU
Hevea brasiliensis (rubber tree) is the source of this 2520-nucleotide messenger RNA. Its product is annotated as CDPK-related kinase 4-like. The transcript is spliced from 11 exons. Gene Ontology annotation, molecular function: ATP binding; calcium/calmodulin-dependent protein kinase activity; calmodulin binding. Gene Ontology annotation, biological process: peptidyl-serine phosphorylation; intracellular signal transduction; protein autophosphorylation. The record is from RefSeq and is a predicted model, not a curated record. NCBI's taxonomy places the organism in Eukaryota, Viridiplantae, Streptophyta, Magnoliopsida, Malpighiales, Euphorbiaceae. The coding region runs from base 481 to 2232 and encodes 583 amino acids. Gene Ontology annotation, cellular component: cytoplasm; nucleus.